AGAAUCAGGCAAAAUCAUGUGACUUGUUGCUGUGGAUACGUUGGUGGAAGAAUCUAACUCACGUUUCAAACAAGUUCAUUUGAGUAAUCUAGAUACCAUGUCAGUCUCCACAGUUCCAGUUUGUUGGACGCAAGCUGCUUAUCAGUAACGUUAGCUGGACGACUUUCACCACAUGAAAGAGUACCAAGAUAGGCCAGCUGUAAGUUAGUAACUUUACCAUGUUGCAGACGGAGGGAGUUCAGCUGCUCUGCCUGACAGCUUCCAGUGGGGUGCCGCUCUUCUCCCGCGGCUCAUCUAAACAGCUUCCCUUCUCCGUCAUUGGAUCACUGAACGGUGUCCACAUGUUUGGUGCUGGACAGAGUGCUCUACUUUCGUGCUGUGAGACAGAUCGUGGCGACCGAGUAGUUUGGAGAGUUUUUCGAGACAGCGUGAUGCUCAUUGCGGUCUGCAGUGGCGGAGACGGCACCUUCACAGAGCUCCAGUUGUGCCGCCUACUGGAGAAUACUUGGAACUGCAUGGUGUUGAUACUAGGCCAGGAGGAACUGUCCAAUGUUCGCAAUGUGGAGCGCCUGAAAAGGGACUUACGUUCUUGUUAUCGCCUCAUUGACCGACUGCUGGACCGAGGAGAUGAAAGUGUCAUGGGUGACCUGACUCACUGUGCUGACUGUCUCCUGCCCCCAAACACCAGUCUGCUUCAGGAUGCCCUUGAUGCCUUCACUCAAGCUUCAGACAGUGAAUUUGGCUGCCUGUUGAUCCGUGGUCGUGUUGCCGUGGCCACUGAGAAGUGGUGGCGUCUUGUCUCUCAGGAGGUAAUGCUCUUAUCACUGCUGGUAUGCUGCCUGUCGGGAACUGCCUCGUGUGACUACCCUGUGUUCCUCCCAGUGGGCAGCCCUACAGUGGCUCACCGGCUCCUUCGCUUCCAGCUUCUACAGGGGGUGGACGUGUGCACGCUGUGCGGCCCGGCCCCGUCGCUUCACCACGCGGAGACUGAGCUCGUGGGACGCUUCUGGUCUCCCCUGCUGGAGACACUCCACGGCUGCCUGGAGCAAACCCUGCACAGCCCUGUCCCAUCCGUCGCCCUGCAUCCAGACAUCCUGGCUCUGUUGCUGAUCAACCGCGAGAGCAGCCAGUCUCUGUCCAUCCCUGGUCGCCCCACUGCCUUGACCCAUCAGGACGGCCCCCCUGUGCCCUCUGUUCUGCGGCGCUGGGAGCUGCUGCGGCUCUUCUACACGUUUGCCGUCACGCGCUACUUCACCUCUGGAGAGGUGGCCACAGCACCAGCAGCAGCAGAGCCCCUGCAGGAGGACUUCUCCCAGGGCUUCUGCCACGUGCCCCUGCACUGCUACCUGGUGACAGACGAGUGCAAGUGCUAUGGGCUCCAGACGCCCCAGCAUCAGCUCUUCCUGUUGGCCUCGCUCGCCAUGCCCACCUUUGCACUGCGCUCCACCGCCACCCAGACUCUUACCUCAAUAACAGCAGCCACAGGCUUCUGAGGAGCUCUUCAUAUGCUGAAUGGGCAGAUUUCUGGUGUCUGAAUGUGACUGAGGGUUACCGUGUCAGCUGCACAAUGUGUCCUCUGUGGGUCCUACUACACUACACCCACACUCAUGGUAGUAAGCUCAAGGACAAUCUGUUCAGCUGCAUUCUUAAAAUGCAGUCUCAAGACCUCAAACAAGUAGGAAGUAAGGCACCAGGAGUUUACAACACUGAAUAAUGGACGAGGCCUCAGAUGUUUUGCUGCUAUUGUCAUGGUUUAAUUUAUGAUAUCUUCUGAUUUACAGUUAAAAGUUAGGUUUUAGCAUUAAUUCAUGACCUUUCAGGGACUGUAUGGACUGCACUUUCCUAUCACUAUACGAAAGACAUAGGUGCUGGUGGCACCAUCACUUUGUCUGAGUCAUUUUGAUGAACUGUUGUUUAUUGAAGUCAGUGAUUAUUAACCCACCUGUGUUUAAGUAACGUGAAAAUGUGACACUAAACAGCAAUUUGUGAAGACACUUCUACAUCAUGAAACUACUGUAUACAAAAACUAUUAUUUGCUCUUGAGCACUCAAAACACUACUAGAAGGGUAAGGAUAUGCUACUGGUUGGUGUGUUUUAAGGGUACCUCAAAGAAAGCAAUUGUUCAGUUAAUGAAUAAACUAUGAACGUGCAUCUCAUGGGACAAUGCAUCUCAUGGGAUAGUUUGGUGGAGCUUAAUAAGCUUAGUAAUAUUGGAAUCCACGUACCCCAAUACUGUAUACGCAGUAUGUCGUUUUGUGUACUUUCUUCAUUGUGAACAACUGAAUCUUUUAAAAAAGGAAAAUACACCUGAAUUGUUUACCAAA
Molecule: messenger RNA, 2324 nt
Organism: Alosa alosa (allis shad)
Lineage: Eukaryota; Metazoa; Chordata; Actinopteri; Clupeiformes; Clupeidae
Gene: fuz
Product: fuzzy planar cell polarity protein
Exons: 2
Coding region: 219-1493 (424 amino acids)
Biological process (GO): non-motile cilium assembly; vesicle-mediated transport
Source: RefSeq, a predicted model, not a curated record